Messenger RNA from Rana temporaria (common frog), 4993 nucleotides. It is a transcript of the gene SCAF4, whose product is annotated as SR-related CTD associated factor 4. Lineage: Eukaryota; Metazoa; Chordata; Amphibia; Anura; Ranidae. Gene Ontology annotation, molecular function: RNA polymerase II C-terminal domain phosphoserine binding; RNA binding. Gene Ontology annotation, cellular component: nucleus. The record is from RefSeq and is a predicted model, not a curated record. Gene Ontology annotation, biological process: negative regulation of termination of RNA polymerase II transcription, poly(A)-coupled.
GGCGUGCCUUGCGCUGGCCGAGCUGCGCCAUCUUGUUCCGGCGGUGAGGCAGCGAAGCUCCGUCCUCUGUCUUAGUGUUGGCGAUACACGGGCGGAACGGAGCCACUCCCCCCCCCUUCCCUGCAGAGCCUUUCUCCUCAUCCCCUCACCAGAGCGGGACAUGCGGGAGCGGAGAGGGCGGCGGUAGCAGCGAGCAAGCAGGACAGACAGUGAGGCGAAGACGGCUGUGAGACACGCAGUGUGUGUGUGUGUGUGGUGACCCCUCCCCCUUCUCAUCAUCACCUCGCCCCUCACUCAGCGCAGCAGCAUGGACGCCGUGAACGCCUUUAAUCAGGAGCUUUUUGCGCUCAUGGACAUGAAGCCUCCAAUUUCUCGUGCAAAAAUGAUCAUGAUCACAAAGGCUGCUAUAAAGGCAAUAAAGCUUUACAAACAUGUAGUCCAAAUCGUGGAAAAAUUUAUUAAGAAGUGUAAACCUGAAUACAAGGUCCCAGGAUUGUAUGUAAUUGAUUCAAUAGUUCGUCAGUCUCGUCAUCAGUUUGGAAUUGAUAAAGAUGUAUUUGGUCCAAGAUUUACUAAGAACCUAACGGCAUCUUUCCAGUGUUUGUAUUCCUGUCCAGAGGAAGAUAAGAGUAAAAUUGUCCGCGUUUUGAACUUGUGGCAAAAAAAUGGAGUAUUUAAAAUUGAGAUCAUACAGCCAUUACUGGAUAUGGCAGUGAGUGGCGCACCACCUGAAUUACAGGCAGAUUCGUCCGCUAAUGAAGAAGGAUCUUCACCGCCCUCUAUGUUUUUUUCAACUGACCCCCCUGAAGAGCCCCUGGUUGCUGCUCCUGCACCUACUCCAGCACCUGCACCACCUGCACCUGCACCACCUGCACCUGCAGCACCCACAGUAUCUGCUCCUGCUCUGAGUGUUCCUCAGUUACCAAGCUCAGAGGCUUUUGCAGCAGUUGCUCAAUUAUUUCAAAGUAGCCAAGGGCAACAGCUUCAGCAGAUUCUUCAGACUUUCCAACAACCUCCGAAGCCACAGUCACCAGUUAUUGAAGAGAAUAUAUAUUCCCAAGUACAGUCCAUUACUUGUCAAAUGAAUACUCAACCACAGCAGCCUCACCCACAGCAGCCUCACCAGACAGACAGGAAAAGUACCCUUGAUAAGUUGCUGGACAGAUUUGAUUAUGACGAUGAACCUGAAGCCGCUGAUGAGCCAAAGAAAGAUGUGUCCAGUCCCACUCCUCCUCCACCUCUACAGCCUCCAUUCCCAUUUCCCUUAGAGACAAACCAGCCUCCUGCAUCAUUCCCACAGAUGCCAAGUCAAGUGCCAAACAUGGACCUGUAUCAGGUUGUACAGCCACACAUGAUUGGAAUGCCUCAGGAGUCUCUUCAUCAGAUUCCGGUUCCUGCAAAUGGGCAAAUGCUUGGUUUUGGUAUGUUCUCCGCAAUGGUUCCACCAUUGUCUCAAGAGUCUCCACAACCUUUUAUCCAGCAGCCUUUCCCAGUUCAACAAAAUGAUAUACAGUCAGAAACAGAUAAUCAGCAGGAGGUGUCCAUGGAUAUAGAGCAACCUUCUCUUCAGGAAUCAAAACGCCCUGCAGAACGUCAGAGAUCAGUUUCCAGAUCACCAAAAAGGAGACGUUCCCGAUCCAAUUCACGCUCUCGCAGAUCCAGGCACAGACGUUCUCGUUCUAGGUCCCGUGAUAGGCGCCGCCAUUCUCCUAAAUCUCGCUCUCAGGAGAAGCGUGACCGAGAGAAGGAAAGGGAGCGCAGAAUGAAAGGUCUUCCGCCUAUCAAAGCUGAUAUAGUUAGUGUUUGCAGUACUACUCUUUGGGUUGGGCAGCUGGACAAAAGAACCACCCAGCAAGAUGUUGAAGCCUUUUUAGAAGAAUUUGGACCCAUUGAAUCGAUCAAUAUGAUACCCCCAAGAGGCUGUGCGUACAUUGUAAUGGUUCACAGAAUGGAUGCAUAUCGUGCUUUACAAAAACUGGGCAGAGGAAACUACAAAGUAAACACAAAGGCAAUAAAGAUUGCAUGGGCUUUAAACAAAGGAAUUAAAUCAGAGUAUAAGCAGUACUGGGAUGUAGAGAUCGGUGUUACGUACAUACCAUGGAGUAAAAUCAAACCUGAGGAGCUGGAGGCAUUGUGUGAAGGAGGGAUGUUGGAUAAUGAUACAAUGAGCUCAGAAUGGAAAAGUAUCACUAAAAAGACAGAGAUGGCAGACACAUCCAAAAAUGGGUCUACAGCUGAGAAUGCUCAAAAUGAUAACAAUUCAACUGGACCUCAGGCUACCCCUGUACCUCUGCUCUCUCUUCAGCCUGUUACAGGUAGUCAGCCUGUGUCAUCCAUUCCAUCCCUUUCGACAGUACCAGCACUUCAGGCUCUUCAGCCUGGUACAGUGUUAUCUUCUCUUCAUGGUUUACAUCCUUUGCAGGGAUUACACCCACCUCCUCAACCACUGCCUAUUCCACCAGCACUGCCACCAUUACAAGCAAUGCAUAUGCCACAGGGAAAUUAUGUUCCAGGAUUCCCAGGACCCUUUAAUAUACCUCCUCCUGGGUUUGCUCCUGGUCUUCCUCCACCUCCAUUUAUGAGGCCAGGGUUUAAUCCAAUGCAGAUGCCACCAGGAUUUCUACCUCCGCCGGGUAUGCCCCCUCCUAUGACUUCUAUGACACCUAUGGCUCCCAUGGCUUCUAUGACUCCCAUGGCUUCUAUGACUCCCAUGGCUUCUAUGACUCCCAUGGCUCCUAUGACUCCCAUGGCUCCUAUGACUCCUCCAGUGUCUCUUCCUCCUCCUAUGUCUGGAAUAAGCAUCCCAACUUCUACUGCAGGUGCUCCAACUAAUGAACCAGAUGUAGCUCAAGGAAAUAUAUUACCUUUUGGGACUGGAACUGAAAAUAUUGAUUCUGAUGAUAAUGGAAACGGAUUUGGGGCCGCUCAACAAGGAGGGCCAAAUAAUGCUUCUGAUCCAUCGAACCCACUUCACGAUGAUUCACAAGGUGCUUCAUCCCAAGGACCUCCGACAGAUAGUUCUACAGGCCCACCCCAGGGUCCUCCUGGCCCACCUGAAGCUUCUCCAAACCAGCCACACGGCUCAUCACAGGGGCCUACAGGUUCAAUGCAAGGUCCUCCACACUCUGCACAUGGUCCAUCUCAAGGUCCUCCACACUCUGCGCAUGGUCCACCUCAAGGUCCACACUCUGCGCAUGGUCCACCUCAAGGUCCACACUCUGCGCAUGGUCCACCUCAAGGUCCACACUCUGCGCAUGGUCCACCUCAAGGUCCUCCACACUCUGAGCAUGGUCCCCCUCAAGGUCCACCACACUCUGAGCAUGGUCCACCUCAAGGCCCCCGUCCAGGACCACCUCAAGGACCCCAAACAGGGUCAUACCAGGGGCCUCCACAUGGAGCACCUGGUCCUGGUUUGCAAAGCCCUUCAACAGGCCUUCUAGGGGCUAGACCUGGAUUAAUACCACUUCAAAGACCACCUGGAGUUCCCCCACCAAAUCACAUGCAAAGAUUCCCUGGAAUGCCACACCGCCAAGUGCCGCCUCAUAUGGCACACAGAGGUCCUCCUGGGCCGGGUGGUUUUGGAAUGCCACCACCUCAUGGUAUGAGAGGCCCUUAUCCACCACAGGGUCCUUUUGGAAGAGGAGGACCAGGUGGCCCUGAAGAUCGAGAAGGCAGGCCAUUUAGAAACGAAAGACGUGGGUUUAAUCCAGAACGUGGUGAAAGGCAUGGGUUUAAUCAAGAAAGAGGUGACAGACAUGGGUUUAACCUUGACCGAAAUGAUCGGCAUAUGUUUAAUCCUGAGCCAGAGGAGGAAUUUGAUGUGGAAAUGGAGGAGGCACCUGAAUUUAACCCUGAGAUGGAAGAGGAGGAAGGAUUUAAUCCUGAGAUGAAUGAGGAACAAGAUUUCAACCCUGACAGACAAAGUUUCAAUCCUGAUAGGCCAGGUUUCCGUCCUGACAGGCCAGGCUUUAAUCCAGAAAGGCCAGGCUUUAAUCCAGAAAGGCCAGGUUUUAAUCCUGAAAGGCCAGGCUUUAAUCCUGAAAGGCCAGGCUUUAAUCCUGAAAGGCCAGGCUUCCAUCCAGAUAGGAAUGAAAGGCAAGGCUUUCAUCCUGAAAGAGAACGAUUCGGAAGAAGGUCUUUUGGAAAUCGUAAUGAAGAUGAUCGAGAACACUUCGGUGGCCGCUUUGAAGACCAUGAGAGGGGAGUCCGUGGAAGAAGAAGCUGGAGCCGGGGAAGUCCAGAACGUGAAAGACAUAGGGAACCUGAAGGGAGGAGCAGGUGGUCUGGGGGACGAGAAAGGGAACCUCGCAAACCUCUUCUAGAUUUCCCCGAUAAUCGUAAACCUGGUAUGACCGAAAACCACGAGCCUCCAAGCGCUAAAAUUGAACCCAGAGAGCCUGCUCCUGACACCAGCAAGGAAAAACCUAAGCCUGAACCUAAACCUAAAUCUGAACCUAAACCUGAACCUAAAUCUAAACCUGAACCUAAACCUGAGCCUAAACCUAAACCUGAGCCUAAAUCUGAACCUAAACCUGAACCUAAACCUAAACCUGAACCUAAAUCUGAACCUUCUGAGAAAAAACCCACUGAAGACAAGAAACCUAAAGCAUCAUCACCGGCUGAAAAAACAGAAAAAUCCUAAGAUGCACGUCAACACCUUGUCACUAUGAACUUUUGUUGAGUAGAGCUUUGGAGUUGUACAUUAAGCUGUAAAAUAUUUGCUUCUGCUUAUUGACCUUGUUAUAGUUUCUGAGAACUGUAUAAUUGGCUUUCCUUCUAUUUAAAAUGGUUACGAAAUACAAUGCCAUCGUAUUAAAAGAACAAAUGAGCCUCCCAUGGUUUGCUGUAACUUUUUGAAUAAGUAAUUUAAAAAGAUUACAGCUCGUACUUUUUUUUUUUUUGUUCGUUUUUGUUUUUACUGGGGGAAGAAGCACCUUUAAAGUUAUGAAAAUAUUAGAGGUGUUUUUUUAAUAAACUCUAUUUUCGUAACAAA